Messenger RNA from Naegleria lovaniensis, 4440 nucleotides. RefSeq lists its product as uncharacterized. NCBI's taxonomy places the organism in Eukaryota, Heterolobosea, Eutetramitea, Acrasida, Naegleriidae. Bases 1 to 4440 code for a protein of 1479 amino acids. Gene Ontology annotation, molecular function: protein binding. The record is from RefSeq and is a predicted model, not a curated record. The transcript has 4 exons.
AUGGAAGGUCCAUUCAAAGUUAAUCUAUCAACGACAGGUGCUUGGCUCGAAUUUAUCCAUGAUCGAAUCGGAUACAUGAGAAAUCCCAAUAAUUUGGAACAAUGGGAUCAAGAGAACAACCACAUCAAGCAAAGACCAGAAAAAUCAACCUACGACAAUUAUGUGGCAGCCAAUGGUUACGGAGGGUUACCAAAACCAAAAGCUUCUGCUACCUCCUCAUCAAAUCAAAGAGAGAGUUUUGGACCUGGUUACGACUAUGAAGCAGCUCAAAAUGAUCAUUUGACACCGCUCACCAGAAUUUGGAUCAAUCAAGAAUUGAACAAUAAGUUGGACAACCAUACCUCAACAAUUACGGAUGAAGCGGCGAGUAACAAUGCCAAGUCCCAUUCCCUCAACGAUAUGCAAGAGGAUUCUCUCGUGUUGAAAGAACUAGGCUCCCUCAUCAGAGAAAAGCUUGAUUUUGAUUCGAAAUACCACAUUAUUUGCAUGAUACCUACUUUCACUACUGGCAGAACAAGAUUUAAUUAUGCCAGAAAGAAAUGCAUGGAUGUCUAUUUCAACAAAUCUCAAUACGAGUCAUUCACUACCAAGCUUGACUCUUUAUUUGUCACUUACCACAAGUAUCGAAUUAUAUCCAAGACUUUUAAUAUCAGAAUGCAACAUUUAUUAAUGUCACCUCAAAGCAAAUGUGAUUCAUUGAAUUUGGCCAAUAUUUUCCUUCAUUUUUCAAAUCCGAACACUUAUCAAUUUGAAGUUGAGACAGAUGUAGAUGGUUUCUUCUCUCGUAUGGCUCAUCUGCUGUGCUUUAUGGCUACUAAGAAAAAAUAUCUAGCCAAUUCUACGGCUUCUUUUGAAGCCGAUAGCAUUUACAAAGACGCCAAUAAGGUAUUCUUGCGCUUGAAGGCAUGUUGGGCAGAGGCAUUUCGAUUAGAGUCAUAUUAUUCGAAAAAUGAAGAGAACAUCAUUGUCAAUGGAACUUUUCCAUAUGUGAAAGGAGGUUCAAAUUUAAAGACUGAUGAUGAGGACGCUGGAGAUACUCAACAACAGGCCAAGAAGGUUACCGACAUUUCAGGAGAUGUUGUAGAAGAACCUAUGACUGGUGACACACUAACACAGAAUGAUGAAACAAUAGGGCUUGACCAACAGGCAGAGGAGGAUAAAGACGUACUCAAAGUCGACGCAGAAUCAUUGCCCUUAGAGAUUGACACGAGAACCAUCUCAAAUCAAGUUAUGGUUGGCUAUAACGAAUUAUUCGUGAACACGCCAUUAGAAAGAGCAAAAGAACAGGUCAAAAUGCAUAAAAAAGAGACAGCCAGUGAAUCUUUAUCAGAAUUUGUGGUGGAACUGGAAAAUAACGAGCUCACAACUGACAAUAUCAAAUGCAAGUCCACCGAGGAAAACCCUUUAGUCUUCAGCUAUGAUUCCAACAUGUAUUCAGGGCUGAAGGCUCAUCAUUGUGUUAAAUCUCCAAUCUAUAAUUAUGACUCGUACAUGUGCUAUUUAAUAAGAGAGACUGUUCGGUCGGUAUUACCUCAAUUGUUCAGCGAUUUUCAUGACGAGAAUUGUACCAUUUUCAAGAAAGUUACCUUACUCAAUUUAGGAGGAUGGAAUGUAUUUAAUAAUUUGAUUUUACACAUACUCUUGGAAAAUGGAAAAACUCUUCCCUCCACUAUUGAUUAUUCAACAUUGGAAGAAUGCAAAGAAAGUUCCAACUCUGAUGGACUACAAGAGCUGUCUUUAGUAGGCUUUACAAAUGACCAUCUUUUGGCAAUGUUUUCCAACGAUAGAUCCUAUGACUCGUAUUCUAUGAUGGAUGCUACCAAGGAUCCAAAUGGAAUCAAAAAUAGAAUGUCAGAGAAGAUACGGCCAUUGGAGGCUGUUGACAAGAAACGAGUAUUUCAAAUUUUAGGAAAUAAUGUUAAUCAAGUGAAUUGUUACUUGUAUGGCGACUAUGUUUCUUCAAUUCGUAGCGAGUUAUUUAUUCUCACUAACUUUUUGCCAAAUGUUAGAGAAAUUUUAGUCAUGCCUAAAACAAGAGAAUCAGGAUUGUUGAUUUCUCAGAUCGAUAACUUUUAUACCUCUUUUGACAAUGAUUUUGAGGAAUCAGCUUAUUUUUCAAAAUAUUUCAAAAAUAUUACCAUGUUUAUGGAAGAAAAACCUGUAAAAGUAAUUAAUUGGAAGGAUGGAGAAGAAUCCACAAAUGUGGAGUAUGAAGCAAACACUGAAGAAGAACAAGCCAACGAUGAAACGGUUGUGAAUGAUGUUCUGACUUUUGAUGUCCAAUCUCAAUUGGGAACUUCGAAUUCUGAAAAACCAAGUCUUGCUGUGAAAAUUUUACUCGUUUGCCAGGUCUCUACAAACAAUUUGGAAACAUUUUUAGACAUCUCUGGGUUAUCCAUUGAGAAACUUCCUUUAGCAAAUCAAAUUUUACGUCAAUCACCUGGAUAUCCCAUCGAGCAGAAGAAAGAGUUUAUGGAUUAUUUAUUGAAUAACCUCAAGCUGCCAGUGAGUGUGGUAGAUACUUUUGCAUUUGAUUACACUGAAGAGAAGCGAAUUUUGGAAGAAUAUCUUGUUUUCCAUGCCAAUUCUCGAGACGGACGGUUGAUCGGCUUGGAAAAUUUAGCAUUCGAUUUCGACGGCACCAUCUCAUGGAUCAUAUCGUUACUUUACUAUGGCUGGGAUGUGUUCAAAAAUCCUCAAAUAUUGGAAGAAGUAUUCAUGUCUUUGCAUUGUGCGAACGCUUCUGCUUUUUAUGGCACUGAGAAUAUGGCAUUCUCUUGUUUCUUUUCACUUUACAUGGCAAAACUAUUUUAUGAAAAUGCUAGCAGACAACUUUUUUUGGAAUAUUUGAAAUCGAACUUUGACAUUGCAAGUGGAGAUGUUGACAAGAUGAUCACACAAAUUGAGAAUGACUGUUGCAACCGUCUAUACUUGCAAGAGGACACUGAUUUGAAAAAUCAUGACAAGACAAAGCGCCUGAUGAACAUAUUUUUCACCUAUGUUACUCGACCCAAACAAGAUGGAGUCCUCUAUGAGAAACAACACGUGAAAUUGACUCCAGAGAAGAUAUUCAUCAUGGCCAUUAUUGCAUUAGAAUCCAAGAGCAUGAAAUAUUUCAAUGAUGUCAUGACUCUUGGAAGUACCUUAACGACCUUCUCUCAAGUCUUUGAAAAGACCAUGUUCUUUCAAACACCUGGUCCCAACACUCUUGAGCAGUAUAACUUGCCUCGAUUCACUGCCAACCUUCGAAAAGACUGUUUAAUGUCGAAUGAGAACUUUUUGAAACAUUAUAGAAAGAAACAAGCACUCAAGUUAAUGUAUGAAAAGGAACUGAAACUAGACACCAAAUUUUCAAAAGAGGAAUUAGAUUUAAAAUUUUAUCAAGAGGAGUGUGUCGAUUCCAUUGAGAUGAAUCUAUUGCAUUUCAUGCUCGCAUGUCCCUCAAUUCCAACAUCAAUAGUACUAGCGGUAGUAGAGAAAAUGACCGCUGAACAGUUGCUAUUUGUUGACACAUUUAAAAACACUUGUCUACACGUGGCAAUUAUAUGUAUGAAUUCAGAUUUAAGGGUCAUUUCCAAAAUAAUUGAAAAACAACCCAAACUGGUUACCAUGAUGAAUGGAGAUCUCAAUACUCCACUACAUUUGGCAUGCUUCAACAAUAUUGACAGACUACUGUUGAUUGGUAAACAAUUAGUGAAAGAGUAUGGAGCAAGUGUCAAUGUUGUGAAUGCAUGCGGAAUGACACCUUAUGAAAUUGCUCUGCUCUCUAUUUUCAAGGAAAGUCUGAACAAGCACUUUGGAUUUGUUAAUUCUUGGAGUGAGUUUGAUUUGAAUUGGCUCUAUCCAACGUCAGGACUCACCAAACAGAAAAUCAUUGAAAACAUGAUUCGAAACAAGCACACUACUGAACAUGUCAAAAACAUCAAGGAAGUUGACAAAAAAAAGAAUACUGAGGGUUCAGAAACCAAACCAAAGAUUGCUACGGAAACAGCAUUGGACACAAAAAUUGCAAAGCGAGUACAGACAGCCAAGUCUCCCAUUCCCACUCGACCAACAGCCAAUAAGCAGGAACCAACUGUGACUCCUUCUUCAUCGACUGCUGGCAAAAAAGCCACUAAUACUAACAGCACCACUUCGUCUGCCAAAGCAUCACACUCAACUGUGACCGCAGUAUCGACAACCUCCAAUGUAACAAAAACAACACCUUACUCUGGUUCUUCCUCAAAGCCGUCAACAACCAAAGAGAAAACGAGCUCAGGAAAGGACGUUACUUCCUCUGCCAAUGCUCCCAAAUCGAAACCGCCACCAACUGAGCAGCAAACAAAGACCAGUACUGUUGUGUCAUCUCAAACGAAAACAACGACGACAAUAGCAACAAAGACGACAACUUCACCAACUACCAAACCCUCAACAGCCAAGGCAUUGACGAUCAAAAAAUAG